Molecule: messenger RNA, 1986 nt
Organism: Brassica oleracea var. oleracea
Lineage: Eukaryota; Viridiplantae; Streptophyta; Magnoliopsida; Brassicales; Brassicaceae
Product: protein SENSITIVE TO PROTON RHIZOTOXICITY 1
Exons: 3
Coding region: 414-1814 (466 amino acids)
Biological process (GO): response to acidic pH; response to aluminum ion
Source: RefSeq, a predicted model, not a curated record
CCAUAAAUCAACGGCUCUUCUGUAGCGUUACUGUGUUUGAUGCGACAAAACGCCUGAGAGUCGUCAGAUCUGGUGGAUGGCCGAUGAAAAUACAUUUCAACGGCUGAGAUAAUUUCGUUGACUUGAAAAUCGGAAAAGUGGAGAGGAGAUUUAGCGCUUAAUAAACAUGGAGAGUCCCUUCGCUCAAGCUCUCCUUCUCUCUAUCCUUUAAAGCGGCCACUGGAGGUCCCGAAGAACCAUUUAAAGGCUACUAUACUUGCGGAUUUGGGGGGUUUGUUUGAUUUAUUGUUGGCGAAUGAUGAUUUGAUUCUUCUGCUUGUUAUCAUCGAUCGAUUUGUAGAUCUCUAGAGUCGUGUGAGAAAGACACUUUUGGGAGACAAAAGGGUUAUUGAAGGUGUUAGUAGACAAAGAACAUGGAAACAGGAGAAGAUGAUCUGUGCAAGAACAACUGGGGAAGUGCUUCCAUCUUGGAUUACGAGAUGGCUAGGGAGGAUGAGGAGGAGGAGCCUAAUUUGCAUGUUUUCAAAGCUUCUUCUUCGUGCCAAGACAACAACAACAACGGUGGUCAAGCUAGUGUUGAUUUCCUGCAAGGCGUCAAGGCUCAAGCGUGGGAUCCGAGGACCAUGCUGUGCAACCUGUCUUUUAUGGAACAUAAGAUUCACGAACUGCAGGGUCUUGUUCAUCUCAUCCUUGGCCGAAACGGGCAGCUUCAAGACGAGCAGCGGCAACUCGUAACCGCUGAUCUUACUUCCAUAAUCAUACAGCUGAUUUCAACUGCAGGUAGUCUUCUUCCAUCUGUUAAGCAUCAUAAUAUGUCUACUACAGCCCCAGGUUCAGCCUUGUUCCCUUUUCCAAGGGAGGCUAAUAACCUUGCUUCACAGACCCUUAACAACAACGGUGGCGCCUCCCAAGAGCUCGUUUUGCCGAAGCCCAUUGUUGGUGAAAGCCAUGAAAUGAAGAACGAAGAUGAUGCCGAGGAAGGAGAGAACCUUCCUCCCGGUUCCUACGAGAUUAAGCAGCUUGAGAAAGAGGAGAUCCUCGCACCCCAUACCAACUUCUGCACUAUAUGUGGCAAGGGUUUCAAGAGAGACGCCAACCUGAGGAUGCACAUGAGAGGUCACGGUGACGAGUACAAAACUCCCGCCGCUCUGGCCAAGCCGACCAAAGAAACCGUACCCGGGUCUGAGCAGAUGCUGGUCAAAAGGUACUCUUGCCCAUUCCCGGGCUGCAAACGUAACAAGGAUCACAAAAAGUUCCAGCCUCUGAAGACCAUACUGUGCGUGAAGAACCAUUAUAAACGAACCCACUGCGACAAAAGCUUCACUUGCAGCCGCUGCCAUACCAAGAAAUUCUCUGUCAUUGCCGAUCUCAAAACCCACGAGAAGCACUGCGGGAAAAACAAGUGGCUCUGUUCCUGUGGUACCACAUUCUCACGGAAAGACAAGCUGUUCGGUCACAUUGCUCUGUUCCAGGGACACACUCCUGCGAUCCCACUUGAAGAGACAAAACCUUCAGCUGCUGCAUCUUCUCAGAGAGGGAGCUCUGGUUGCGGGAACAAUAACAACAACGCAGGAAUGGUUAGUUUCAAUCUUGGUUCUGCAACAAAUGCUAAUCAAGAAACCUCACAGCCUUGUUUCAUGGAUGGGAAGAUAAGCUUCGAGGAGUCUUUCUCGCCGCUGAGCUUUGAUACAUGCAACUUUGGAGGGUUCCCACGAUCUAUAUUUGAUGAUUCAUUUCAAAUGCUUAUUUCAAGUGCAUGUGGUUGCUCGCCCAUCAAUGGUGGUGAUGGCUCUGUUUCGGAUACUAGUGUUUAAGGCACUUGCCAUAUAUGAUUAAGCUAUUUUAUAAGAUGUUCUAGUUUUUUUUUUUUUGCCCUAGGCAGCUCCUUUGUGUCGUUACUUUUGUUAUUUCCUAGAAUAAUAUCAUGAAGCAAAAGUGUACUUGCUUUUCUUAAAAUCUGUUUGCUAAUGUAAGAAAGUUGGAUUC